AUGUCAAGCAUAAGCGAAAGAUUUGAUGAGUAUGAUGAAGAGAGCGAUGAUGAACAUUUUGAAAUAAAAAAUAAAAUAGGUCACUCUGAUGAUGAGAAAGAGGGGAGUGAAGAGUACGAGGAGGAGGAGGCAGACGAAUUGUCGGAUGAAGAGGGAGAGGGUGAUGAACUUGAAGAAGAGGAUGAAGAAGCUGAGGAGGAUGAUGAAUUAAAUACUUACACGAUACCGAAUGAAAAUAUAGAGGAUGAUAUAUUUAAUGAAAACAAUUUAUUACAUGCUAUAAAAACAAGGGAAAUACUUGAGCAGGAUAUUCUUGUUCUUUUUAGUAAUAUGCUAAAAAAGGAAACAGUGUUAAAUAAAGAUAUAAAGAAUAACAUAGGUUCUGAGAACAACAAUAGUAAUAUGAGUAGCCGUGGUAGGGGUAAUAACACGGAAGACAAGAAUAACAUUGAUGAUGAUUGUGAAGAUGAUCAUGAUAGUGGCCGUUGCAACGGCCAUGGAGGCAGUCAUAGAGUGGGAAACAGCUGGGGAAAGGAGCCCGAAAGGGGAAACCUAAAAAUUAAAAAUCAGAGUGUGUACAACUUCAUAUACAGCAAAAUGUAUGAAAGUGCAAAAGAGAGCGAUAAAAAAAAACAAAACAAAAAGGAAGAUAAUGAAAUAAUAGAAAAGAAUAAGCAAAUGAAUAAGGAAAUUAAUUUUAAAGAAGGGCAACAGAACAUGGUGGUAGUAGUAAAUAGCAAAAGAAUUCAACAAAUAGACAAAGAACAUUAUAUACUAGACACAAAUAUAGUACAAAUAAUAAAUGAUAUAAAUACUUAUUUGAAGAGAGAAAGAGAAUAUUUGAAUAGAAAAAUUGGUACGCAUAUAGAUUCUACCUUUAAAAAUCCUAUGUAUGUAACAUUAUAUAUAUAUAAUAAUCAAAUACUAAAGGAUAUUAUCAUCCAAGUUAUAAAUAUUAUUAAAAAUGAUUUCGACAAUUCUAUAUAUAAAGAUAUUGAUGAAAAUAUGCUAAUAAAAAAUAUGUUUAUCUUAAUAUACUAUUUGACAUCAAGACCAAGUAAAGAAUGGUUUGACUAUUGGCAUAGACACAUGCCUUCUUUUAAUAAUAAAAAAAGUAAUUACAAUGUUUAUAAUUAUUUACAGAUAGAAAAGAAAGACAGAAAGAUAUUCUCAAAUGCAUUAAAGAAUGAUAUAUAUAUAAAAGAAUUACAGAAAAGAUCAAAUAUUAUAGAACAGUACCAAAAUGGAUUACAAAGUUUAAAGUGUUUGUUAGCUAGCAAAAACUUCCUGACCAUGCUUAACGAGUUCAGGUACAACUGCCAGCUGUUCAUUGAUGCGGAUUAUAGGGGCAUUGAGGAAAAUGAGAAAGUUAUAGAAAUGCAAAGGAGGGAUUGCGAAUUAGUUGAGCAGAAGAGGAAACUAAAGGAGGAGCUUCAAGCAUGUAGGGAGCAGUCCAUGGAAGGGGAAGUGGACGGUCAGGAGGAUGGACAAGCGGAUGGACAAGCGGAUGGACAGGAGGAUGCAACAGAGUAUGAACAACAAUACGGACAAGAAGACGACGAAACUAACGCAAGUGAUGGGAACGGAGUGAAUGACUCUAACGCUGGUAACCUGCCAAAAAAGAAGAGCAUCGUUCGAAACAAAAUAGUAAACAUUAAGAAGAAGAUACACGAAAUAAACGAGGAGUUGCUGGAAAUUUCAAAUUUUUUCUUGGAGGACAAAAAGAAGAGAGAACAAUUGAUACAUGAGUACAGGGGAAAUAUAACUCUGGUUCGAAAUAUAUUAACACAGGUGUUGGGUAUACGAAAUCCUAAAGGAGGAAGUAAAGAUAUAAACUUGAACAAUGUACAUUAUGCUAUAUUACAGAGUAUUUUAGAUAAACAUAGUUCUCUUCACUUAAUUAUUGGUGAAAUGAAACAUCUAUUUGAUAAAGAGAUAAAGAAAUAUGAAAAUGAAAAAAAUAUACAUAUCCCAUAUUUGAAACAAAAUACUAUGAAAGAGAUAUGGGAAUAUGUUAGACUCUUUUAUAACGUCAUUUGCUACAUCGAUCCGAUCGAUUUGGUCAAGUCCCUCACGUAUCAGAAGGGGAAAAUUAUGGCGACCAAGGGCGGUUCCGCGGCAAGUACUAGCGGUGUAGGAGCAAGUACUAGCGGUGUAGGAGCAAGUGAUCGAUGCACAAACGCAAAGACAAGCCUAGGGGGAAGAGGAACAGACGGAAAAAGGGCCAACGCCCGGGGGAGCGCACCUACAAGAAACUACAAACGGGGUAGCUUUUUGAAUUCUAGAAAAAACAAUCUAAUGAUUAUGCACUUAUCUAGAAUCAAUCCAUUAUUAGCUAAGACCAAAGUUAGAAAACCUAAUGAAGAUAAGCAUAUGAAAAAAAAAAAAAAAAAAUUUAUCGAAAGAAAAAGUUUAAUAGAUCAUUAUGAAAAUUUCUCUUUUGAUGAUUUGUCUUUUAAUAUAUUUGAAGAAGAGGAUUCUUUUAAAAAAUAUGAUAUACUUAACAUAUUUGAUCACAAAAAUUUGUACAAAGUGCAAGAUUUCAUUAAUACGAUUGUAGGAAUAAAUGAAGAAUUCGAAGGUGUGUAUGAUGAUGGUGGUUGUUCUAGUGGUGUCAAGUGUAGAGAUACCUAUGAUAGGAAGGGAAGUAAAAAGGACAAGAGAAGAAGUUAUGAUAGCAGUAAUGGUGAUAUAGAUGACAAUGCUAACUAUCAUCAUGCUGCUUUUAGUAAGACUGAUAACCGGAACUACGAUGGGUUUAAUUACUGUCUGAAAGUUUUUCUAAACAUAUGCAUAAAAGAUUUGAGGAGGUGUAUUAUGGAGUACUACAAUUACCAGUGGGAUGUUAAAAUCAUUUUGAAUAUACACGCAUGGAUAGUUACAUAUUACACGAACUUUUAUGUUUAUGAAAAUAGGAAGAGAUUGAACAAUGCUAGGAUAAGAAUAAGAAGUUCUAAGGAAGGAGAAACACAAAGAAGAAAAGGAAAUGAGGAAAACACUCCUAACAGUAAAAGAGUAGAGUCAAACAUAGAUGAGGAUAAAAAUUGCAAUAGUAUAUAUAGAAGUACUGUGUUCAUAUCUCGUAUACAAAUGGUCUUAGGAAUGCAAAUGUAUAUUGGUGAGAAUAGUUUACAUUCCGAAUUUCUAUGUGAUACGUUUCAUCGUAUAAUAAAAGAAGAAAAGAUGAGUAAAAAUAGUAGUAAAGUUAUACUGUGUUGUUUAAGAUGUUUAUAUGCAGAUUUGAAUUUAAUAAAUUUGCAUGCCUUAUCUACUGAUGAUAAUGUAAAGACUAUUUGUAAAUCGUCUUUAGAUUAUUUGUUAAAAAGAAAUAUUUUGAAUACUCUAAGUUGGGUACUCAAAAAUUUUAAAGUUAUGAGUCAUGAAAAAAAUAUAUUCAUUUAUUCGUUAAAAUGUAGUUUGUUAAUUAUUCAGCUUUUGGAAAAGCUAGGAGGUACUACUUACAUUGUUAAGGAGAGUAAACGGAUAUAUGAUGAGGAGGAAGACGAGGACGAGGAGGAGGAAUACGCAUAUGACAGGGAAAAAGGGUUGAUGAAUCAUCCUAACAGAAGCAGAGCGUAUGGAAAUAGGUAUGGCAGCAGGCAUGGCCAGAAUAGUGAUAAUAAGGAUCAGUACCACUACAACGACUCGAUGGAGCGAAUAAACGUGUGUGACCUAGUGGAUGAAAUUUACAGUGGGAAAAUUGUAAACAUCUGUAUGCAAAUAUUAGAAAAUUUCAAAAGAAACAGUAUACAUAUUAACGAUUUAAUUAUAACGUACUUUGAGCAUUUAAUAAAGCAUAAAAAUAAUGAAUAUAAUUUUCUUUUAUUUCUAGACGUUAAGUAUUUCCUUAUCUUUGGAAAUAUAAUGAAUGAUGAACAAUGUUAUUCAUGUCCUCAAUACUAUUGGAUAAUGAAUUUCUUUGAAAAUAUUAUUGGCUGUUUUUUUAAAUUAUGGAAUAAUAAUUAUUUCUUACCUACCGAGCUUUUUUUUAGUAAGGACGUGAAUAAGAAUUUAUCUAGUCUACUAAGUGAGAAAUACAUGUUUUCUAUUUUUAGUAAUUAUAAUGAAGGGAAUGAUGUUUAUAUCUAUGAUGAAUUAACUAAAGGGACUAAUAUCAAUGAUAUAUUUGUUGAGUUAAAUAAUAGAAAGAGAUUAGAAGCACUCGAGUGGUCAAAAGAAGAUGUUCAAAAUUUGAAGCUUUACUUUAAACAGUUCAAACACAUGCACAAUUUUAUACCCUUCAUAAGUGAAAUGCUCAACAAGUCAUCCAAUACUGUCAAGAACCAACUUAUUUAUUUGAAUUAUAUUGAUAAAAGGGGCAAUGUGAUCGACCAGCAUGAUUAUAUGGCAUCGUCGUCGAGAAGUGGGUCGUCAAGAAGUGGGUCGUCGAGAAGUGGGUCGUCGAGAAGUUGGUCUUCAAGAAGUGCAUCAUCUACCGCUUCCGUUUCUAAAUUGUCGUAUGAUCCUUCAAAGAGGAGAAGCAGAAAUGUUGAAUCAUCAAAGUCAAAAUUGACAAAGGAUUAUUUGAAAAGAAAAAAUAAACUACCGCUACUUUACACCAUUUAUAGACUAAAAAAAUUAAAUGAACCAAAUGAGAAAGAUGAUUCACCAUUAACGUCAAACGAAAUAAAUUGCGAUAUUUGCACCGUUUUGGGAGAAAUAAACAUAAGCCUAAAAUCUUUAUACGAAUUGAAAAAGCUAUCUAAAAAUAAAUAUUUUUCUAAUAGAGCUUUAGCUUUUGACAUUCCUCUAAGUAUGUCGAGGGAUUUGUUAGAACAUCCAUAUUUUAAGAAACUUCUUAAACUGCUGGGUUUUAUUUACAAUAAACACAGCAACGAAUGGGUGCUCAAUGAAAAUGUAGACGUAGACGUAUUUCGAAAAAUGAUAGAUAAGUUCGAAGAAUUGCACGAACUACCGAUUGAGCAAUUGAGGGAGCGACUAAGCGGUGUCAAGAAGGGGGAAUCGGGCGAAGGGAAUGAGCAGUGGGACGAGUAUCAGGAUGAACAACUGAAUGAACCCUCAGAUGAACAGCGGGAAGAUCAUAUGCAUGAUCCCAAAAUGAAAGGCGAACCGGAUGAAGAAGAAACGAGAUGGAGUGAUAAACAUGCUUUUAUGGAAGAGCAUGAAUUAGUCAUGUUACAUCCAGCAAAGGUAAAGGGGAUGUUUAAUUUGUUGAAAUGUAUGUAUGAGUUUUUCAUUGCUAAUGAUGAUUACUGUAGGAUGUUUUUCAUCAACUUAACGAACACAAUUGGUGAUAAGUAUACCAACAUUUUGGAUAUGAAAACAAAGAAGGAAGGAGAAAAAGAUAGGAUAUCAACUGAUGGAGAUAACACAAAAGAAGGUGAAAACGAUACGAAUAAAGUGGUACAUCUAUUUGAUGACGUAGAAAUGUAUAGACUGUAUUUGAAUAAGGAGGAGAAGGAUCUUAUGAACAAGUGCCAUAAGAGAGAUGUAUUUGAAAGAAUACUCGAGUAUCUAGGCAUUUAUGUAUAUAAAUCGGAAAGGCUAAUUUUAUCGAAACACAUAAAUGAAAAGAAAUUUUUUGAACGGAUUAAAGUUAUCAAUGAUUACAAAACAUUGGGAGUACAGGAUAUACAAAAUUUGAUAAGCAAGAAGGAGGAGGAAAUAAGGGAAAAAAAAAAAAGGAAGAGUGAGAAUGGGGAGGAGAAGCAGAAUGGAAAAGGAAGGGAAGAUAAGGGAGAAAAAGACGGAAUGAUAGAGCGAGAGGGGAAGGAAAAAAAUCCAACUGCACACCAAAAAUUUGGGUUCAUAAAAGCUGUAUGUGAAUACUUAAACUAUAGACAUGUAACUACAAAGGGUGCACAUAAUGGAAAGAAGGAAUGGGAGCAGCAAAAGAUGGAAACACAGGAAGAGCAAGAAAAAUACAUGCAAGCACGCAUGAAUGAAGUAUAUUUUGGAGAUGAUAAUAUGUUGAAUGCGCUUUACGAAAAAUUAAAUUCAUGGAAUAAUAAAAGGAAUAAAAAGAAAAUUGAUGAAGAUCAAAACUUUUUGCUCGACAUAAAGGAUAUACUUAUUUGUACUUCCAUCGAACUGAAUGAUCAUGCUAAUGAUGAUACACAAGAUAAUAAUAUUGCUUCUAAUAACAACUAUAUGACAGUUAUGUUUCCCUUUUUUAUAAACAUUUGUCUGUCGUUAAAGGGAAAGUUAGCAGGAGAUAAUAAUCAACUCGUUAAAUGGGUUUGUGAUGGCAUACACAAAAGAUGGCUACGAGUCAUGUUAAAACUUUUUUAUAAUAUUCUCUUCGAUUCUGCAUACAAUACUGUGGGCAAGCUCUUUAGUGAAUACAAAAAUAUAAAAGAGAUUUUGAACGACCACUCGCCCGAUUUUCUGGACGCCCACAGGAAUGACAGAAAGAUGAAGAAGAACAGGAGGGUGGAGCAUCUCGAGGAACAAGUUGAUCUACAGGUAGGGGCAGAAGGAGCAGCGGUAGAUGGAGGAGAAGGUGGACAAAUCAAAAGAGCUGAUGACGGGAAAAUCGACCAGUUAAAAAGUCUUGAUGCAAAAGCUGGAUUGAGCGAAAUGCACAUUAUCGCAGAGGAAUCGGAUGAAAAAAUAAAAUUAAACUAUAUGCAUAGCUUAUCAAGGAACAGUGAUAUGAAAAAUGAUUCAGUAAAUGAGUUAAGUAAUGAAAUUAACCAUUUUGAGUUCAAACAAAAAAGAAAAAUAGACCAUAUGACACAAGUAGAUUUUUCACACUUUGCACACUUUUUUAAAAAAAGGAAACUAGAAAAUGUUUAUAUUAAUACAUAUAAGAAGAAUAGAAAAGAUAUUAUUGAAUCUUUAAUUCGAAAUAAAAAUAUUUAUCAGUAUAAGGAGAGUGAUAUCAUCAACAGGGUCAAGCAGGUCGUUGUUAAGGCCAGGCAGAUGGCGUCCAACGGGGACUUAAGGACUCGAUGGAAAUCCCGAGACGACGUACGGAAAAUACUUUUGUUGUGA
Plasmodium malariae is the source of this 6957-nucleotide messenger RNA. Its product is annotated as conserved Plasmodium protein, unknown function. Bases 1 to 6957 code for a protein of 2318 amino acids. The record is from RefSeq and is a predicted model, not a curated record. Gene Ontology annotation, biological process: DNA repair; DNA replication checkpoint signaling; replication fork arrest. The transcript has 2 exons. Gene Ontology annotation, cellular component: replication fork protection complex. Lineage: Eukaryota; Apicomplexa; Aconoidasida; Haemosporida; Plasmodiidae. Gene Ontology annotation, molecular function: DNA binding.